AAUUCACAGUCCAUAACACCGGCACUGUUCGCAGUCUUCUUAAGGACUUCAGCAUCUAUAAGUGCAGUGUGAGCAAGUGAUCCUUCACUCAACUUGCAUAAUUUGAAGAUGGACACCAGUAGAACUUGUGAAAGCAGCGAGGUGAGAAUUGAUCACUCUCUGAGUGAAGUGGAAAGGCAGCAUUUGGCCAGAAGGACAAAGACUGUUCUAGACUGCCUGGAUCAACAUGAUAUAUCCUGCAGUGAGCAUGACAUGCCCAAUAUCGCAGUGCUGGGCUCUGGAGGUGGUUUGAGAGCGAUGGUUGGACUGCUGGGUUCACUGAGUCAGCUGAAAGAAGAGGGACUGCUGGACUGCAUCAUGUACCUGAGUGGAGUUUCAGGAUCUACCUGGUGCAUGGCAUCAUUAUACAAUGAACCAAACUGGUCCACCAAACUGAAGACUGUGGAAGAGAACAUUGUCCAAAGGCUUGCUGAAGGCAGAGUCAGUUGGUCACAGAUGGGUCAAAAACUGGCAAAUUACUAUGCAAAAAAAGAAAAUUUCAGCCUGACAGAUGUGUGGGCAGCACUGAUUGUGUCUAAUAUGGUGAAUGAGAUUGAUGAACACAAACUCACAGAGCAGAGGGCCAAUUACACCAAUGACCCGUAUCCCAUUUACACUGUGAUUGACAAGCAGUGUAAAUAUGACAGACUGAAUGCAGAUGUCUGGUUUGAGAUCACUCCUGAUGAGUCAGGUUAUUCUCUCCCUGGAGCCUUUGUGGAUUCCUCCUGUUUGGAAUGUCAGUUUGAGAAUGGAAAGAAGGUUAAAGAACAGCCUGAGAUUGAUAUGCUGUACCUACAAGGCCUGUGUGGCAGUGCCAUUGCGGAUAUGGAAGACAUCAUUGAGUACCUGUUUGAGGCACUAAAACACUUGAUGAUAAACAAAAUAGGAAGCACAGAAGAGAGUCAAACAUCACUAGAUGUGCAGAACGGUUACCAGGUCCUCUUACAACUUGUGGAACUGAACCUUUGUGUGUUAAGAAAGGAGGAUCCUACAGAUUACCUCCAAAAAAUGAAGGGCCUACUGAAAGAUAAGCAUGAUGAAAUAGAAAGGAUGACUGUUCGUCUAGAGAACAAGGUCACAUCGGAAAAGACGAUUUCCAAGGAAGAGUUAAAUGAAUACACCCUGCAAGUAUGCAGUUAUAUCACUGACUUGUUUACGAAGCAGGAUUUUUGGGAUGAAAUUUGGAUUGCCAUUGUGAGAGCCAUAGAAAGGAUUGUGCACUGGAUCUGGGGAACGACUUAUGACUACCUCUAUGGAAUGACAGUGAAAGACAUAGAUCCCAGCAUCCUUCACUCAAAGACAAGGGAAUACGAAGAUACAGCAGCGUUACUCAACUCACCCUAUUUCUCAGUGCUGAGACAAGAACGAAAAAUCGACCUCAUCAUUUCCCUUGACUUCGGUGUAGGAGAUCCCUUUGAGAGUGUGGUUAAAACUGCUCAAAUAUGCGAAGAACUUCAGAUUCCUUUCCCUGAAGUUGUACCAGGUGAAGAUGUGGAACCACUGGACUUCUAUGUGUUUAGAGGACACAGCAAAGCUCCAACUGUGAUCCACAUCCCUCUUUUCAAUGCUGUUAACUGCAAAGGAGAAGUUGAGAAAUGGCAGAAAAAAUAUCCAACCUUUCAAAUGAGCUACUCUGACAAAAUGAUCGCAGAUCUUCUGGAGAAAGCAGCUGAAAACAUCAAAAACAACAAGGAGAACUUGCUCAAGGAGAUUGAGAACAUCAUUUCAGAGAAGAAGAAAACUUGUGGAAAUAUAUGAAGAUUGAAGUAAAACACAUCCAUACAAAUAAUUCCAAACAACAAUCCAAAUAUCCAUCAUUUUGGAUUUGGGUAGGUAGUUCAUUCAAUCAUGCUUUAUUUUGAUAAUCCGCUAUAGAUGAUUUACAGUUACUGAAUUAUUAACCAACUUUUUGGUAACUGUUCUUUUUUCUGAAAUAAUCUGAAGCGAUUAUG
Messenger RNA from Pygocentrus nattereri (red-bellied piranha), 1991 nucleotides. Its product is annotated as cytosolic phospholipase A2 gamma-like. Gene Ontology annotation, cellular component: nucleoplasm; nuclear envelope; cytosol. NCBI's taxonomy places the organism in Eukaryota, Metazoa, Chordata, Actinopteri, Characiformes, Serrasalmidae. The coding region runs from base 109 to 1797 and encodes 562 amino acids. The transcript is spliced from 15 exons. The record is from RefSeq and is a predicted model, not a curated record. Gene Ontology annotation, molecular function: calcium-dependent phospholipid binding; calcium ion binding. Gene Ontology annotation, biological process: glycerophospholipid catabolic process.